GGUGUUGCUGUUAUGAAUGAUAUUUCCUCUCAUCCGACUGCCUAUCUACCUAAAUGCCUUGCAAAAAAAACAAAAAAAACGCAUAUUCGAUAUUCAGGAUCUCCGUUUGGCUGCAGAGGAGCUGGGUUCACAUCUCCCUCUGAAGGCGCUCUGAUUUGUAAGGCGAAAUCGAAGUGGGCGUGUCCAAGGGUGGAAUGCUGUAGGAUCCAGCCCGCCUCAGGUGUAGUGCGGGAUCCAAUUCAUAUCAGGGACAUGCUCCAUUUCAUACACUAGUAGUAGUAGUAGUGGGCAAUUUGUGGUAUGAGUUGUUGUUUUUUUUGCUGCGUAAAAUUUAAACACCAAGUUAGAAUAGAGCGCGUAAUUACGCAUUGCGUUUCUUCAGCUCCUGGCUCUCUCUAUGUCCUGCUGAAGAACCGAGUACCUGCUCAUAAGAUUUCAUGUGAAGGAGUUCCUCCGGGAGUACUUUUGUUUGGAUUCUCUUGGGAACGCAUGUUUUGGAGACUUUCGAGAGCUUUUUCGAGAAGUAUACAGUUCAAGGACUUUGGGGAAUCUGAACAUUUUGGUGGACUAUGGAUCCAUGGACGUGAAAGAAUACAACCUAUAAACGACAUUGCAAUAUUUUUGAUAUUUUGAAUUUCCGAGAAAAUACGAUUUUCACAUCAUCACCCUGAUUAUGAGGAGAACAGCAAUGUUUUGUCUUUGACGAGGAGACGCUGGAAUAAAGAGAAAGAUGUUUCUUAUUUGGAUGGAUUAGGAGAAAGUUGCUGAACACUUUCUCUCGGGAGAAAAUAAAUAAGACAUGAGUGGUCUGGGCUUUAAAUCGAUAUCUAUAUAUAUAUUAAAUAUCAUAUUCUGGAGCGUCUCGUCAUGGAAUUUGUGUCGCAACUGUUGACUCGGUGAUAAAGGCGCGACUCGCACCUGACCACAGAUGUGGAUCCACAUCUGAUCCGUGCUCCCGAGGAUCUACCAUGUCGUCCUCGUUCAUGAGGAAGCUGCCUCUGUGCCAGGCCCUGAUCUGUAUCCUGCUACUGCUGCUGGGGUCGCCUGUCUGCCCGUCCUCUAGUCAGAGUUCGUCCUGGGGGUCUGCGUGGGGGUCUGCCGGGGCGGGCUCCCCAGGGGCGGGUUCCCCAGGGGCGGGCUCCCCGGGGCGGGCUCCCCCGGGGCCCCUCUGCGCGUGCGGCGGCAGCUGCACCUCAGGAACGAGUGGGCCUCCUGGAGCGGCUGGUCCAUGUGCUCGCGCACCUGUGGGGGCGGGGCCUCCGUCCGCACACGCACCUGCAUCACCAGGAAUCCAGUGGGAGGGCCAUGUGCCGGGGAGCCCAGACAAUACAAGAUAUGCAACACCAAGGAGUGUGCUCCAGGCUCGGAGGACUUCAGAGAGAUGCAGUGUGCUGCCUACAAUGACAGACCGCUCGUGGCGGGGAUUGCAUACAGGUGGACAACCUUCAGUGGAGGGUCCAACCCGUGUGAGCUGAGCUGCCUUGCCCAUGGGCACAACUUCUACUUCAACUUUGGCCGCGUGUUGGACGGAACUUCCUGUAGCAAGGAGGCGGGGGCUGUGUGUGUCAACGGACGAUGCUUGAUGCCAGGCUGCGACUACAUCCUGGGGUCCGACCAGCAGGAGGACGCCUGCAUGGUGUGUGGGGGGCACAACAGCUCCUGUCUGCACCACAAGAGUGUGUACCAGAGCACUGGCCAGGAGGCAGGUGGGAACCACACACACACACCGACGCGCUCACACACACAAACAUGCAUGCAAACACACUCACGCGCACACAUACAUUCGGAUAAAAUAGACGUGAACCGUGACGACUGCCUUGCACAACAAGAGCGCUGGCGGCGGUCCAAGCUGAGCUCUGGUGGCGCGCAGCGGGACCUUGGCAGAUGGAAGCAUUUUAUCUUGUUUUCGUGUGUGUGUGUGUGUGUGCAAGUGUGUGUGUGCGCGUGCGCGCGUGUGUGUGUGUGCGCGUGUGCGUGCGUGUACGUGCGUGUCUGUCCACAGGUGCUGGCGACCGACAGUAACCCCGGGAUAGAGUACGAGUACUGGCUCCCGCCCGACCGCUACGACCUCUACCACGGUCGGAGGAGCCCCCUGCGUCAGCCCCACCACACCGGCUACCCGCCCUGGGCUCAGCCCCCCUCCAUCACCACCUCCACCACCUCCACCACCACAACCAGCCGGCCGCCGCCCGUCUCCGUCAGACCAAAAUGGGUUCACCCAGGGGGCAGACCGGCCAAGCCCAAACGCCCGACCUCGACGCACGACCGCCACCGCCCGGACCACCGCCCGGACCACCGCCCGGACCACCGCCCGGACCACCGCCCGGACCACCGCCCGGACCACCACCAGCCCAUCCUGCCUCGUCUGGAGAGGGAGGACAGCCACAGGAACCUCCUGCCCCACUCCCCUCCUGACAGGUAUUGUGGGAAGUGUAGGCGGGUCCGGGGUCGCGGGGAGCGCCAGCGGCAGUACUGCACCAUGGACUUCGUGUUCCGGGCCAAGGUGAUGGGGAAGCUGUACCGCGGGGAGGAGACGCGCUACGACGUGCAGGUGCUGCACACCUACCGCAACCGCUACCGCCUGGAGCACCGCGAGUUCCUGUGGGUGUCCAACGUGUGCGACUGCCCCCACCUGGAGCCGGGCCGGCAGUACGUGCUGAUGGUGCGGCGGCACAUCAACCACGAGCGCACGCUGGACCGCAUCCUGCUGGAGGAGGGCAGCUUCGCCACGCCGUACCGCCCCAGAGAGGACGCCCUGCUCAGGCCCCUGGAGGGGACCUGCAGCGACAGGGGGGCCAAGGGGGCAGCCAAGGGGGGGGCCAAGGGGGCGGCCGAGCUCAGGGGGUGAGGGAGAGACUGGGAGAGAGAGAGAGAGGGAGAGAUACUGAGAGAGAGAGAGAGAGAGAGAGAGAGAGAGAGAGAGAGAGAGAGAGAGAGAGAGAGAGA
This is a messenger RNA of Gadus morhua (Atlantic cod), 2946 nucleotides long. It is a transcript of the gene adamtsl5, whose product is annotated as ADAMTS like 5. The record is from RefSeq and is a predicted model, not a curated record. Gene Ontology annotation, molecular function: protein binding; metalloendopeptidase activity. Gene Ontology annotation, cellular component: extracellular matrix. NCBI's taxonomy places the organism in Eukaryota, Metazoa, Chordata, Actinopteri, Gadiformes, Gadidae. The transcript has 12 exons. Gene Ontology annotation, biological process: extracellular matrix organization; proteolysis. Bases 1229 to 2848 code for a protein of 539 amino acids.